AUGGCGGCUUCGACACGCCCACCAGUUAGCCCAUGGCACGCUAGGGCCCUACCCUUCGUACUCGCCACCGGUAGGGGCGGCGAGCUAUUCAUACAGACCGCUGGAGCAUUCCGGUACUGCAAAGUAUCGGGGAGUCGCUCAAUAUUCAUCACGCACCUCAGAUGGGAGUCUCUAGAAGCAGAGGCAAGUCAUUUCCUCCCUCUCCAAUAUACCAGAGAGACUAUUGUCGAACUAUGGAUGAAAGCGGCAGACAUGCACAACCGCUCCACUAGUCUUACGGCUUACAUGCAUGCCAACCUGGAUCUGGGGGCCAAUCUGCGGCCUGCAGACCCCGUGAAGCUGAAAGAUCUCAAUGUAUUGCGGGAGUACUCGGACAAGACUGAAGCCCUCCACCGUCAUCGAAUGAUCCAGCUUCCUCACCAGCCUCAUCGAUGUCGUAUCUGCUGGACGCAUCUACCAGGAGUGGCCAACCAGGCAAUGUCCACCACUACCCACCCGUAUCUCCCCAAAAUUAUCGACACGUCCCGGCCGAGGUCGACAUGGAGCUUCCAGAUUAUCCGAAACCUGGAGGAAGUUCUCGACGAUUCCGACACCGUCGAGGCGCUAAUGCGCGCGCUCGAGUCGGAGUUCAACCUACCGUUCCACGCGAUCCAGCGGCCGGCCUACGCUUGGGGCGAGGAUGACGGGGACAUUCCGCAUGACGAUAGCGCGGUCGAGGUGCCCAAGACCAGUGCAAGUUCUGCUCCAGUCCAUCAUUGUUCGCGCGGCUAUCGGCUCAUACAUGCUCAGGGUAUCCUCUGGCCGGUCCACGCGCUGCUUUCAUGGUUGCUCCCUUCGGCUCCAAACGGGGUCGCUACACGCUCGGAGUCCGAGCCGGUCUCGGCGAAGAGUUUACCCAUCCGCGCAAAGGCGAACUAG
Dioszegia hungarica is the source of this 918-nucleotide messenger RNA. RefSeq lists its product as uncharacterized. Lineage: Eukaryota; Fungi; Basidiomycota; Tremellomycetes; Tremellales; Bulleribasidiaceae. The coding region runs from base 1 to 918 and encodes 305 amino acids. The transcript is spliced from 4 exons. The record is from RefSeq and is a predicted model, not a curated record.